Molecule: messenger RNA, 3215 nt
Organism: Saccostrea cuccullata (small rock oyster)
Lineage: Eukaryota; Metazoa; Mollusca; Bivalvia; Ostreida; Ostreidae
Product: glutamate dehydrogenase, mitochondrial-like
Exons: 12
Coding region: 98-1723 (541 amino acids)
Biological process (GO): L-glutamate catabolic process
Cellular component (GO): mitochondrion
Molecular function (GO): L-glutamate dehydrogenase (NAD+) activity
Source: RefSeq, a predicted model, not a curated record
CAAUCAGCGGAUGUCUUACAUUGUUUACUUCAAGGUUAUUUUAGAGGAAAAGUGAAAGAAGCAGUUGUUGAGUAUCCUGACACACAGCGUGGACAAAAUGCUGCGAUCAGUAUCAACGGAAGUCUUAAAAAGUGUGUCUAAAUGGGGAAGCAAAAACAAUCUGAAGAAUUCUGCUAGAAUUUUGUCCCCCAGAAGUAGCUACAGUACCGAAGCUGAUGAUGACGAUGAUAGUUUGUCAUUUUCACAAACAGUAGACAAAUUUUAUGACAGGGCAUCGGCUCUUAUAGAGACUGAUUUAGCUAAAGGCAUGAGAAGCCGUGCUCCGAUGGAAGACAAGAUUAAAAAGGUAAAAGGUAUACUGAAGAUUAUUAAACCAGCAAACCACAUGAUCGAAAUCACCUUUCCACUGAAACGUGACAAUGGCGAGUAUGAAAUCAUUGAAGCUUGGAGAGCACAGCAUAGCCAGCAUCGCACGCCUUGCAAAGGAGGUAUUAGGUACAGUAUGGAUGUGUGUGAGGAUGAAGUCAAGGCUUUAGCUGCCUUGAUGACCUACAAAUGUGCAGUGGUGGACGUUCCUUUUGGUGGAGCCAAGGCUGGAGUCAAAAUCAACCCUGCUAACUAUUCUGAGAAAGAGUUAGAGAAAAUUACCAGGAGAUUGGCUGUUGAGCUCGCCAAGAAAGGAUUUAUAGGUCCGGGUAUUGAUGUUCCUGCUCCAGACAUGGGGACAGGAGAGAGAGAAAUGAGCUGGAUAGCAGACACAUAUGCUAACACUCUUGGUUACAAUGAUAUAAAUGCAAAUGCCUGUAUCACAGGAAAGCCAAUCACUCAGGGCGGAAUUCAUGGGCGCAUUUCAGCAACAGGCCGUGGUGUGUUUCAUGGAAUUGAGAACUUCAUCAAUGAGGCCAGUUAUAUGAGUAUGAUUGGACUGAUGCCAGGAUUUGGGGAUAAGACCUUUAUUGUUCAGGGAUUUGGUAAUGUAGGACUUCACAGCAUGAGGUACCUCCACAGAGCGGGUGCUAAGUGUAUAGGAGUGAAGGAGAUAGACGCCAGCAUUUACAGUGAAGAAGGGAUAGAUCCUAAGGAGCUGGAGGAUUAUAAACUGGAAAAUGGCACCAUCAAAGGAUUCCCCAAGGCUAGACCAUAUGAUGAUGAUUUGUUGUUAGCUGAUUGUGAUAUUCUGGUUCCUGCGGCUAGUGAAAGACAGCUGACCAAGGAGAAUGCUCAUCUAGUUAAAGCCAAGAUUAUUGCUGAAGGUGCUAACGGUCCUACUACAAUGGGAGCAGACAAGAUCUUUCUAGAGAGAAAAGUCCUGGUCAUUCCAGAUCUGUAUAUCAAUGCUGGUGGUGUGACUGUAUCAUAUUUUGAGUGGCUUAAAAAUCUGAACCAUGUCAGUUAUGGACGUUUGACCUUUAAGUAUGAGAGAGAUUCCAAUUACCAUCUGCUAGAGAGCGUACAACAAUCCCUAGAGAGAAAGUUUGGUGGAGGCAAGAAAGACACCGUUCCCAUCGUCCCAUCUCGAGACUUCCAGGAGAGGAUUGCUGGAGCCUCAGAGAAGGACAUUGUACACUCAGGGCUGGAGUACUCCAUGCAGAGAUCUGCCAGGAAUAUCAUGGACACUGCCAUGACCUACAACCUUGGUCUGGAUUUACGGACUGCUGCCUACAUUACCUCCAUUAAGAAGAUAUUUAAAGUGUAUGAGGAAGCUGGUCUCACCUUCACUUAGAGAAAAUUUAAUACGGCAUUACAACAAAACUCAGUCUUCAUACAGAGCUUUCAUUAAUAAGAUUUGCGUUUUGCACAGAUUUGUUUUUAUCUUAUGGUUGUUAAUUCCGUGUACAUUUUUGUUAAUUAUCAUAUGAUUUUAGCAAAAGAGAAGUCAGAUUAUGAAGGAAGAAUGGAGUAACUUUUACUGGAGAUUUUUUUCUUUGUCUCUUAGUUGUAGCAUGCUAGAUACAUGUAGAGUAUUUGGUUUUAUAUUACCAUUAUGCAUUUUUAUUUUAUAAUGAUCAUUGUAAUUCUUUAGUACCGUAUAUACCAAACAAUACUUGCUAUAGCUAUAUAUGAUGUAAUGUUGGUACAUGUAUAACUAAUUUUCUAAAUUGCAAAGUAAAUCCCUAAUGUAAGUUAUGUAACAUCAAACAUACAUGUACAUGUAUUAUUGUGUAAUAUUUAAAGUAUCUAAUAAAUAUAAAUUUAUUGUUGAUCAAAUUUUUCUUAAGGUUAAUGUAUUGGAAUGACUUAUUUUAAUUUAAGAUGAGGAAAGACUGACUGUGAACCUUGUUUAAUUAAAGAUCAAAUGAGCAAAAAACAAAACUAAGACAUAACUAAGAUCUACCAUGUUGAUUUGUCUGAUGUUUUUUUUAUCAAUUUUGUUAUGGUUUAACAAUGAAUUUGAAGAAUUCAGUCAAUAUCAUUUUACACUCUUCUUAUGUUAUUAAGAAAGGUACAAAUGUACUCAGACCAAGCAAAAUUUAGUUUUAAUCCAAACUCUUGUAAUUAAUGUGGGCCUUAAUAUUUCUUAAGCACUACAUUGUUUUGCAUGCAGGAUCACAUAUUUAGCUGAAUUACACAGCACUGCACUAGAUAGUAAUUUUAAGAGUAGAAUUAUUUGUACGAGUCAGAUUUGUUUUGGUGGAAAAUGCUAGUUUGGUUAAUACAAAGGAACAAGAGAAUGAUACUGACUGGUUGAUUGUCAGGCAAUAAAUAUUAAUACUCAUUUACAUGUAUUUGGAAAAUUGGAGGAAAAAAUAACACCAAAGGCAGCUGACUAACCAAUUAUCCAUCACCGUAGUUUAUAUUAUUAGUCUUAGAGAUCUGCUCCUGGAAAACAAUCUCUUUCUUGAACAUUUUUACAAGAAUAUUUAUGCAAGUAAAAAUCCACAUUUUUAUUUUGAGCAAGUGAUGUUUAAAUGUUGGUAUUCAACUUUUCAUUGAUAGGUUUUGUUUCAUUUUACAUUAUUUUUUGGCACUAUUUGAUACCUUGCCUGUGCACUGUGAAAACCCAAUUGUUCUGUUGCGUUUUUUUUUUAAUUUACUGAAAUGUGAUAUGUUCCCUCAGCACAUCCAAAUGAAAACAGUUUAAAGUAUUUGUGUGUGUAAGAUUAUUCCAUUUGAUGUUUUAGCUGUUGCUUUAGAUGAUAGGAGUGGGCCAGUUCCGGUCAAUAUUUUCCAGAUAGGUUUUGAUAUUAAAAUAAAAGGCGUAUACUAAAUAACAA